Ambispora leptoticha is the source of this 233-nucleotide messenger RNA. Lineage: Eukaryota; Fungi; Glomeromycota; Glomeromycetes; Archaeosporales; Ambisporaceae. The record is from the annotation of a GenBank genome assembly.
CCCUUGACUUGCGCACUCGUCAAGGAGUAUUUACUUACCUUAUAAAGAAGAGGAAUUGUUACUUAAGUCGAAUUCAAGACAAGAUAAAGAGGUUGCAAGAAAAAGAAGCCGCCGUUAAAAUAGAAAUCAGAGAGUAUCAAGCACAAUUGGAUUUAGAAAUCCAGGCUACUUUUGAAGCCGAAAAAUUAAAAGAUGUUCCAUCUCAGUUUCGCCAUAUUGCGAAAAGAACUUGA